AUGUCGACAACUCCUAUAACCAAAGAUAGUGCUAUACUUAUCGUUGGAGCUGGUACGUUUGGGCUUUCCACUGCCCUUGAUCUGGCCAGAAGAGGCUUCUCCAACGUUACCUGCUUCGACAAAUACGAGUGUCCUUCACCAAUUGCCGCUGGAAAUGACUCCAAUAAGAUGGUAGAGUACGAGUACUAUGCACCAGAAGAGACUCCACACCCAGGCGAUAGGAUGAGGCUAGAAUCACUGGAGCUAUGGAAAACGGACCCCAUCUUCAACCCUCACUACCAUCCAGUUGGAUUUAUCUAUGCUGCAAGCUCCAAGGCCACUCUUGAUGAAAAAACCGAGAGAGUUCAGCAUUUGUUGAAGCAUGAGUAUAGAGAUUACGAGUAUCUUGACACGCCUGAAAAAUUCAAAAAGCACAUUCCUGUGCUCACUGGUGACCUACCCGGUUGGAGAGGUUACUUUUUGAACCAGGACGAUGGAUGGCUUGAGGCUAGAAAUGCUUUUGUGUCCACAUUCCGCGAGUGCAAAAGACUUGGAGUAAAAUUCACAUUUGGAGCUGAUGGCGAUAUUGGUGGUUUGCUCGAAGAAGAAGGAAACGCCCUUGGUAUUGUUACUAAGAAUGGGAAGCAGUUCAGAGGGGAUAGAAUUGUCAUCACCGCAGGCGCGAACGCUAUUUCUGUUCUCGAUUUCAAAGAUCAAAUUCAAGCCAAAUGUUUUACUUUGGCACACAUUAAAGUUACUGAGGAAGAAGCCGAGAAAUUCAAGGGGUUACCUGUGAUGUUCAAUUUUGAGAAAGGAUUCUUUUUCGAGGCUGAUGAAAACCUCGAGAUCAAAAUUUGCAACGAGUUCCCAGGUUACACAAACCUCGACUCAGAGGGCCGUUCCGUUCCUUUUUUCACAGAAGAAAUUCCAGUUGAAGCGGAGGAAGGUGUUCGUCAGUAUCUUAGGGAGACAAUCCCCGAAUUUGCUGAUAGAGAAUUUGUCAAAACCAGAAGUUGCUGGUGUACAGACUCUCCUAACAGAGAGCUUAUCUUAUCGGAGCAUCCAGACUAUAGCAAUGUGAUUCUCGGAACAGGGGACUCUGGAAAAUCUUUCAUGUUAAUGCCUGUUAUUGGCAAAUACAUAAGCAGGCUAGUUGAAGCGGGUACCGCUGGACUUACCGAAAAAGAUGCUCAGUUCUGGAAAUGGCGCCCAGAAACCGCCGGGGAUAGAGAUGACCAACAGGCCCGAUACGGUGGGUCUGGAGUCGUGACGGAUAUCAAGACGAUCGCUGAUUGGGUAUCCGCCAGCAAUCCAAAACCCCACACUAUUUUUUAA
This is a messenger RNA of Kuraishia capsulata CBS 1993, 1314 nucleotides long. RefSeq lists its product as uncharacterized. The transcript has a single exon. Gene Ontology annotation, molecular function: sarcosine oxidase activity; flavin adenine dinucleotide binding; saccharopine oxidase activity. NCBI's taxonomy places the organism in Eukaryota, Fungi, Ascomycota, Pichiomycetes, Pichiales, Pichiaceae. The coding region runs from base 1 to 1314 and encodes 437 amino acids. The record is from RefSeq and is a predicted model, not a curated record.